Prunus mume (Japanese apricot) is the source of this 804-nucleotide messenger RNA. The record is from RefSeq and is a predicted model, not a curated record. Lineage: Eukaryota; Viridiplantae; Streptophyta; Magnoliopsida; Rosales; Rosaceae.
AUGGCUACCAACAACUCAGGUGCUGCUCCUACCAAUGAUGCAAACCCACCAUCAUCUUCAACCAACGUUUCUGCCACACCCACAACCAACAAUUCUCUCACACCCACCCAUGCUGCUCCACCUGCAGUUUCCACUAUUGUUACCAUUAAACUCGACAGAACCAACUAUCCACUUUGGUUGGCUCAAAUAUCUCCCAUUCUUCACAGCCAUGACCUUUUUGGCUAUGUUGAUGGCUCGGUGCCAUGUCCACCCAAGCAUUCCCCAACCACAAAUACUUCUCAACUGAACUCUGCUUAUCUCAAUUGGGUGCAACAAGAUCAGACCAUUCUCAGUUGGAUCAACAACUCAUUGAGUCUGGCAGUAUUGGCUACUGUCGCUCUUUCCCCCACUUCUUGCCAGACUUGGCAUUCGUUGGAGCGUCGCUAUGCGUCCACCUCACAAAAUCGGAUUUUACCCUUGCGAAAUGAGUUACUGCGUACUACUAAGGGAGAUAUGUCCAUUUCUGAUGUUUUGGACAAAAUCAAUUCGAUUUCUGAUAAUUUGGCUCUUGCAGGAAGUCGUCUCACAGAUGGUGAUCUGGUCUCCAUCAUUAUGAAUAAUGUUGGGGCUGCAUUUGAAGUCACAGUCAGUGCUGCCCAAACCCGUUCUACUCCAAUCACUUAUGAAGCCUUGGAGGCUCUUUUACUGAGUGCUGAACGACGUUUGGGGGAGCAGUCACAGCCUGUUCCUAAUCUGAACACAAGAGUUACUGCCUUUGCUGCUUCACGUGGCCGUGGCAAUCGAUCCAACUUUCCCAAUCAAUGA